AGGAUUCCAAGAGGAAUCUCUUCAUAGCCAAGCCGAAUUGUUGGUUCGAAUUAACGAUUUAACAAAAUUAGUUAAGCAAGUACUUUCGUCAACUGGUACUGUUCCGUCCCCUUCAACAUGGCCAUUAAGAACAUUGGAGGAUUUUAAAACUGGACGAAUUAAUUAAAGAUCCGAAAAAUUUUGCUGCCGAGUUCAAAGCAUUGACAAAGAUUCGUGGAGGAUCUUUAUUAAACCAUAUCUAUUCGACACUGGGUUCGAUAUUUGCUCAUGAGUUAGCACUUCAGAUAAGGUGGACUGAUGCUUCGGGAAAAGUUCAACUCCAAGGGUCAGAAUUGGCGAGACUUGUUAGAGAGGCGGUAAAGUUUACUCGAGAGGAGGACCAAGACGCGACCGACAAGAACAUUAACUCAAUAAUUGCAAAAUGGUUCCGACAAUCCCCUGAUCGGAAAGGAGGCAGCGGAUCUAGGAGAAACGUUAGCAGCGAUGGAAACACCGAGGAGAACCAUGGAGAGGAAAAUACAGAAGAAGGUGCAGGCGUCACUUCUGAAAAUCAGGCAGGCAACUUGUUGUAGUGUUGACGCACAUGAAAAUAAUUUAGACAGUAUGGAGGUUAUCGACUCACACGAAAAUAAUUUAGAUAGCGUGGAUGUUUUUAACGAUUCAAGUAGUAGUAGUGUAACUGAUUCACCUCCUAAUUAUUUAAUUAGCCAACAAAUUACAGAUGAUUUAGUUGAUGGCCCAGUAUUAGGAAUAGAAUUAGAGGCAUACCGCUCUAUAACUGUAUCAAAAAAGUCGCAACUAGUGAAUUGGGCAUUGACACAUAAUGUUACCCACUCAGCUCUAUCUGAUUUAUUAGGUUUAAUUAGAAAUUGGCUUCCUAAUGAUAAUUUUCCAGUUGACCCCAGAACACUUGUCCAAUCCCCUAAACAAAUAACUUUAGUCCCUCUCGGUGCUGGGGAAUUUUUCCACUUCGGUAUAACUCCCCAUAUAAAUUCCUUUCUGAACCAACAAAAUUUGUUCAGCUUUUCACUGCCAAAAUUUGAUAGCUUAAAUUGUUCUAAUCUAUUGACCAUAACUAUUGGCAUCGAUGGGCUUCUUAUUUCAAAGAGCUCAACGUACGAAUUUUGGCCCAUUCUUGGACGAAUUGACCAAGAUAAAACAUCACAAGUUUUUGUGAUUAGUUUAUAUUGUGGACUUAAAAAACCAGACAAUAUCGAAAGUUUUUUGGGCCCCUUUGUUAAUGAAAUGAAUAGUUUAGAACAAAACGGAUUACAAUUUAACAAUACACUCUUUAAUAUUAGAAUUCGCUGCAUUGUUGCCGAUGCUCCUGCUCGUAGUUUUGUGAAAAACAUAAAAACGCACAACGCAUAUUUUGGAUGCGAACGAUGUUACCGGCGUGGGAAAUGGUAUCGAAAUAGAGUAACAUAUCCAAUUAAAAAUAAGGCUGAUGCGUAUACAAAUGAUUCGUACAGGCAACGGUGGUACCAAUCUCACCAUAAGGGCACCUCGCCUUUAGAGAUUUUAAAACUGGACAUGAUUUUUCAGAUUCCACUCGACUACAUGCAUUUAGUUUGCUUAGGAAUCAUGAAAAAAUUGUUAACUGUUUGGGUGGAAGGACCGCUUCCUCACAAACUUUCCGUUAAACAAGUAAGGUUGAUUUCAAAUAAACUUGAGGCAUUUAGAAAAUAUAUUCCAUCAAAUUUUAGUAGGAAAUGUAGAGGUUUGGAUCAACUUCGUCAUUUCAAAGCUACAGAAUAUCGAACAUUUUUAUUGUACAUAGGGCCAUUUUCAUUAAAAAGGGUUUUGACUACAGAAAAAUUCGAUCAUUUUCUACAUUUACAUACAGCUAUGUAUAUAUUAGCAACUGAAACCCAAUCUAAUGAAUGGCUUAACUUUGCAGAACAAUUAAUAGAUAAAUUUGUUUCACUAAUUCCAAAGCUAUAUUAUAAAGAAAUGAUGGUGUACAAUUUUCACAGUUUAACUCAUAUCACUGACGAAGUUAGAAUUCAUGGCUGUUUAGAUAGAUUUAGUGCUUUCGAAUUUGAGAGUUUCAUGCAAAAAAUUAAGCGUCUUUUAAGAAGCAAUUCUUGUCAUUUAUCCCAGGUGGUCUGGAAGAAAUUACUCGAAAUAAUUUUAAUCACACAACUGCUGCUGGUAAUUUUACGCGAGGCAAAUCUCUAUCAAUUAAUGAUAGAGAUAACUGCUAUUUAACAGACGAUGGCAGAUAUUGUAUUAUUAAAUGCUUUAACCCAUUAUGUGUACAGUAUUUAGAUGUAUGCGAUAUUAAGUGGUAUAAAACUCAAAGUUCUAAAUUAGGCGUUUGUAAAGUUUUAAAAUUAUGUGAAACUGUGGAAAUUCAUAUUAUAAAAUUAAGGAGAAAAUGUAUGUUUUUAAGGAAAGUAGAUAGUGAUCUAGGGUAUAUUGUUCCAUUAUGCAA
Folsomia candida is the source of this 2437-nucleotide messenger RNA. RefSeq lists its product as uncharacterized. The record is from RefSeq and is a predicted model, not a curated record. NCBI's taxonomy places the organism in Eukaryota, Metazoa, Arthropoda, Collembola, Entomobryomorpha, Isotomidae. The transcript is spliced from 3 exons. Bases 484 to 2211 code for a protein of 575 amino acids.